GGACACAAAAAAGCUGCCAACUCAGCAAUUUUUUCACCAAUUACUGGGAACAAGUUAGUGACUUGCUGCUAUGACGACAGAUUGAGAGUGUACAACACCAGUGUUAUUGGAGAAAGUGCAUCUAAACCUUGUGUAUCAAUACACCAUAACAACCACACUGGAAGGUGGCUGGCUCCUUUCCAACCAGCUUGGCAUCCAACAAGGGACGACAUAUUCGUCAUGGGAAGUAUGCACAAACCAAGACAGGUUGAAAUUUUUGACUCUGAUCUACAGCUUCAAUGUGUACUUAACGAUACAGAAGUUAUGAAAAGUGUGUGUUCACUCAACCGUAUCCACCCAAGCAGAGAUGUGGUCGUCGGGGGCAACUCAAGCGGACGGGUUUUUAUCUUCGGGCAAUAGAAAGCUGUUUUUUUUUUAAAUGAACAUUGUUUGGGAUUUUUGCAGCAUAUGCAGUUCUUAAAAGACCUUUGAUUAUGUUUUCUGUUUUUGUAUUACACUUCUUACAUUGUGUUUGUGUCACAUAUUCCACACUUUUCCAACCUCCAUUUUUUGCUGUUCUGCUGCUUCUGUUUUUCAUAUUCUCACUAUCUUCUUAACACACAGGGUCAUAAGGUGGUUAAUUUUGAUAAAAUAAUAGAAUUAUUAAAAUGGGAGGUCGGGGGAUUUUCAAAGUUAUGUCUGAUGAUGGGUGGUCAAGCAUGGGAGGUUACAUGGAGGCAAAAAUACAAAAACUUGAGAAACAAUUUCAAGAAAAAAGCUCGCGAAAUGAACAGUUGUCGUCCAUUUUUAAUAAAGUUGCAAUACAUGUGAAUGGAUACACGAAUCCUACUGCAGAUGAACUGAAAACAUUGAUGGCAAAACAUGGUGGAAAAUAUCAUGCUUACUAUAACAGCAACUACACUACGCAUGUGAUAGCUUCCAACUUGCCUCGUGCCAAAGCAAAAGAUUUGAAACCAAACCAAAAAAUUGUCCGACCUGAGUGGAUAGUUGAAAGCAUCACUGCGGGGACUUUGCUGCCAAUUCAACCUUACUUACUUGUGGCUAAUUCUUCGGUUUCAAGGCAGAAAAUACUGACAAGCAAAAAGGAAGAUAAAGUGAAUCCUAGUUCUAACCCAUCCACCUCGAAAUGUAUUGAAGACACGACACCACAAGUAAAACCAGAGGCAGGUGAAAAUACACCUCAAUGCUCUACAGUAGUUGCCAACCAUGUAAACCAACAAGCUAAUUCACGAACAAGCAAAAUAGCAGCAACAACGGACUCUGGAUUUUUAGAUGAAUUCUAUGCAAAUUCAAGGCUUCAUUUUAUCUCAACUUGGAAAAAUGAUCUAGCUGAUUUUGUAAGGUCACUGUCACAAAACAAUCAACCUCUUACUGGAAAAGAAGAAUUAUUGAAAUUGACGAAAGAGCAAAAAGGUAACUUGCUGUUAAAUGGUAAAGUGAUCAUGCAUAUAGACAUGGACUGUUUCUUCGUCUCUGUUGGUCUUCUGUCCAGACCUCAUUUAAAAGGACGUCCUGUAGCGGUGACGCAUCACUCUAGCUCAACACCUUCGGAGCAUAAACAACGACCGGGAACAGACCCAAACUUUGAAAGGAGUUAUUACAAAGAGAAGCUCGGAAAAAACUUUGAACAGAAAUUUCCCAGCAAUCCAGUUGGACCCAGCAAUCCGAGUGAUGGACAAGCAUCUGGCAGUGCAAGUAAAGCCAACACAGUUCCUUCAUAUUCCGAGAUUGCAUCUUGUAGUUAUGAAGCAAGAGCGGCUGGACUUCGAAAUGGGAUGUUCUAUGGAAGAGCUAAAGAACUCUGUCCAGAUCUUAUAGCUAUACCUUAUGACUUUGAGGCAUAUAAGGAUAUCUCACAGAAGUUAUACACUGUCCUUGCAUCAUACACACAAUCCUUGGAAGCAGUUAGUUGUGAUGAAGCAUUACUUGAUGUCACACAACUUGUCGAAGACACAAGUCUCACCCCACAAGUUAUCGCACAAAAUAUAAGAGGAAAAAUAUUAGACGCAACUGGGUGUAAUGCUUCUGCAGGCAUUGGUCCAAAUAUUGCUCUAGCAAGAAUGGCAACUAGGCUGGGCAAACCAAAUGGGCAACAUGAAGUCACACUUCAGCAAGCUGAGGAAUUUAUCAGAGACCUCCCAGUGAAAGAUCUGCCUGGUGUUGGUCGUGCCACAGCUUCAAGAUUAAGAGAAUUAGGUGCAAGCACAUGCGGAGAGCUACAGAAAAUUCACCCAGACUUACUAAAAAAGGAAUUCGGGAACAAAACUGGUCAAAAACUCCAUGAAUUAUCAAAAGGAAUAGAUGAGAGAGAGGUGUGUCAGUCCAAGGAAAGAAAGUCAGUAUCUGCUGAUGUUAAUUAUGGGAUACGACUCAAAACUGAGGAUGAAAUGAAAACCUUUCUCAACAAUCUUUCUAAUGAAGUAAGCAGCAGACUAAAGAAAACUGGCUUAUCUGGCAAAAAAAUCACUUUAAAAGUGAUGGUACGACAUUCCGAUGCCCCUGUAGAAACAGCAAAGUUUAAAGGUCACGGGGUUUGCAAUUCUAUUUCUCGGAGUAAGAAUUUAAACGAAUACACUGAUGAUUGUGACAUCAUAGGAAGAGAGGGAAUAACAUUAAUGAAAUCUCUGCAAUUGAAUGUAACAGACUUGAGAGGUAUAGGAAUCCAACUUUCCACCUUAACUUCAACCUCUAGCUUAUCCAAAUCUCGACUCUCAAUUCAACAGUUUAUAAAAAAAGGAAAAAGAAAAUCAUCUGAUAUGCAGAUUAUAACGCCUGAAAAGAAAAUCGAUUCAGCUGUUUAUGGAAAUCAAGAAAUGGAAUCAACAGUAAAAACAGAUUGCCAAAAUAAAGUUGCCAAAACUGAACAAGCAUUUGAUUUAAGAGAAGAAAAAUGUGAGACUAAUGAUACUGCCAAGAAUGAUUCAAUAAACACAAGUUUUCUUGAUGCUUUACCUGAAGAACUACGUAAAGAAAUUGAGAAAGAUUAUAAAGCUCAGAAGAACGCUCUGCAACAAGUGAAGAAACCUGAACCAUCUUCUGCUUCCAAUUCUCCAACCAAGUCAUUACUUCAACAAUCAACUUCAAGGGGUCAGAGUUCAAAAAGGGGUCGUCCAACAGGGUCAAAAUCGAGGCGUAAAGUCAGCCGAAAAGUUGUGAAAAAAUCACCAGUGAAAAAAAUGCUGCCUCUAAAAGCAGUCACAAGUCCAAAUAAGCUAAUUACCGAUAUGUUUUCCAAAAUCCCCAAAAAGGAGGUUGGAAAAGUCGAUCCAGUUGCUAAAAGGAGUCUUGAAGAUGAUGUUACAAUAUGUGAAGGAAAAAAUGAUAAUACAAAAACUGAAAGAAAAAUAUCCAAACCUUCUUUGGGUGGAGCAACAACAACAGCUGAAGUUCGCGACGUGAUCAGGAAAUGGACGAGAGCUUAUUCCCAAGAGUUUCCACUUGAUUCUGACAUUGAAGAUAUUAUAAACUACUUAUGCACGCUGGUGAAUCAUGUGCGAAAUUUGGAAAGUACGGAACUUAUUCUUCGAACCAUACGGAGAUACAUUGGAUUUGUUAUCGAACAGAAUGAAAAUGUUGAAAUGCAGACGGCGUGGCUGGUUGCUUACAGCCAAAUUUUAUGUGCUGUAAAUAAGAAGGUAGAAAAUUUGUAUGGUGGCGCACAAUUUCAGUUGCCAUCUUUACACUUACCAUGAAUCUCUGUCACUUCAUUGUUUUUUACACUUACCAAUCAUGUUGGUGGGAAUUUGUGUUAUUUACUAUCAUGUAUUCAUGUCUUUGCUUUAUUUAUUUAAUUCACUGUGAAAAUAAACUCUAUUACUACUGUCAA
Messenger RNA from Ciona intestinalis (vase tunicate), 3826 nucleotides. NCBI's taxonomy places the organism in Eukaryota, Metazoa, Chordata, Ascidiacea, Phlebobranchia, Cionidae. The record is from RefSeq and is a predicted model, not a curated record.